Molecule: messenger RNA, 2136 nt
Organism: Kazachstania africana CBS 2517
Lineage: Eukaryota; Fungi; Ascomycota; Saccharomycetes; Saccharomycetales; Saccharomycetaceae
Gene: SET2
Product: histone methyltransferase SET2
Exons: 1
Coding region: 1-2136 (711 amino acids)
Biological process (GO): regulation of DNA-templated transcription
Cellular component (GO): nucleus; chromosome; chromatin
Molecular function (GO): protein binding; histone H3K36 methyltransferase activity
Source: RefSeq, a predicted model, not a curated record
AUGUCAUCGAGUUCUAAUUCCCCUUCUACCGUGAUCCAAGCGGAGGUCCGCCUUUUUCUCGACGAAGAAGACAAGACUGUGGAAGCUUUAAGCACAUUUACUGCCUUGGAUACAUGUACCUACCAGAAUAAAUCUUUGGGGAAUUCACCUAAUGAGUUCAUGGAUUGCGACUGUUUUGAGAAUAUAAUUGUCGAUGAGGACGGUAAUAGACAUAACAUGUCCUGUGACGAAAAUUCUGAUUGUAUUAAUAGAUUAACUUUGAUAGAAUGUAUUAACGAAUUGUGUGAGUCUUCAUGCGGUGAGAAUUGUCAGAAUCAGAGGUUUCAAAAAAAACAAUAUGCUGAUAUAUCUGUUUUUCAAACUGAAAUGAAAGGCUAUGGUGUUAGAUGUAACACAGAUCUUGAAGCUAAUGAAUUCAUCUAUGAGUAUAUCGGUGAAGUUAUAGAUGAAGAAAGUUUUAGAGACAGAUUAAUAAAAUACGAUGAAAUGCAUUUCAAACAUUUUUAUUUUAUGAUGUUACAAAAUGGUCAGUUUAUUGACGCCACUAGAAAAGGUGCUCUAGGAAGAUUUUGUAAUCAUUCUUGUAACCCCAAUGCAUAUGUUAAUAAGUGGGUUGUAAAUGGUAAAUUGAAAAUGGGUAUAUUUUCUAAGAGGAAGAUUCAAAAGGGAGAAGAGAUUACCUUUGAUUAUAACGUUGACAGAUAUGGUGCUAAUGCCCAAAAAUGUUACUGUGGAGAGCCAAAUUGUAUUGGAUUUCUUGGCGGUAAGACUCAAACAGACUCUGCAUCAUUGUUACCGCAAAGUUAUGCUGAUGCCCUGGGUGUAAAAGUAUCUAUGGAGAGGAAAUGGAUCAAGGAAAAGAAAGCAAAAGGUGAAAAGAUCGUGAAGAGUAAAGAAGGUAGCGAAAAUAUCAAUGUGGAAUUCGUUGAAUCAUUAGAAGAUCUACCUUGUGAAACAAUAGAGGAUGUUACUAGAGUGAUGAGUGUAUUACUACAGAAUGAAAAUACGUUGAUUGCAUCAAAGCUCUUCAAGAGAUUGUAUUUGAUUUCAGAUGAAAGUCUCUAUUAUCAAGUUAUAAAAUUACAUGGCUAUAAAUGUUUCACCAAAUUACUAAAACUAUUUGCGGAUGAUAUCAAAAUCGAAGAGGCUAUCGUAAAUUUUUUGGAUAAUCUACCCAAGACAACCAAAAACGGUAUAGUAGCGUCACAGAUUGAUACAAGUAUAACUAUGAUUUCAGAAAAAUAUCCAUCAUUGAAAGGCUCAUGUAGUAAAUUAUUAGAGAAAUGGGAUGCUUACGAAACAUACACUAGAAUAUCAAAAAGGGAAAUAAGUGAAUUGUCUUCCGCUUCCUCCUCAACUAUCAACAAAAUUAUGGAUUUCAGAAGAGUCAGACUUCCACCUGGAUGGGAAAUCAUUCAAGAAAAUGGCCGUCCUAUGUAUUAUAAUGCUCAACAAAAGCGGAAAUUAAGCGAACCGCCAGAUAAUUCUGGAUAUAGGUCAAACGAUUUUAAUAGUCGAAUGGAAAGUAAGCGCAACAAGAGAUUGAGAAGGAUUGAUGAAGAAAGAGAAAGAAAAAAGAGAAAAGAAUAUUUCUUAGAGGAGCAAAAUGCCAUAGAGAGGGCAAAGAAAGAAGAACUAGAACAAAUGAAACUAAAAAUGAAGAUGGAAACUGAAAAGAGAAAUGUUCUUGACCAAAUUAUUGCUGACGCUAAUAAGAAAAAAGAUUUAGAGGAAGAGAAGAAUAAUGAUGCUACCAAAAAGAACAUAAAAAAAGAACCAACUCCAAAACGUCAUACUCAUCGUUAUGAACACCACUGGAACAAAUUUUUUGCAUCAUUUGUGCCAAAUUUAGUGAGAAAAUAUGAGUCUGAUGUGCACUUGACUCAUGAUCACAUGAAAGAAUGUUCUAGAGAUAUUGUCAAGAUAUUAACCUCAAAGGAAUUGAAAAAAGAUCCCAAAAAUAUGCCACCUGAGAAAUUGAACAAAGAUAAACAUGCAAAAGUGAAAAGCUUUGUCAAAUCAUACAUGGAUAAAUUCAUUGCCAAAUACAAGCAGAAAAAACAAGAGCACCGCAAGUCAUCAGCCUCAUCAUCGCAUCAUUUGAAUGGUUCAACUGCAAGUGCUGUCGGACAAUAG